AAGUGAUAGAGAUGCUACUGUUACUGCCGCUACCGUCUUUAUAUCAUAAUCAGUGUAAAGGAAAUGAAGUUAUUGAAACAGGAAGUGAAAAAGCCCUACCGACAUGUUUACUUAGUCUCUCAUAUACGGUACUUAGAGAUAUACGCGAUAAGCUCUCGAUAUUGAAGACAAUACCUGAUGACUAGACACUAUGGCGUGUGAGGAGGAACUAAACCGGAUACUCCUCCGUGUAGGAGAGGAUCUACUCUCAGAUGAUGUGAAAAACAUCCUUUUCUUGCUGGGAGACGACAUAGCAAUGUCUGAAAAGGACAGGAUUUCUACUGGAGUGGAUUUGAUGUCAGUUCUUAAAGAUAGGAACAUUUUAGGCCGCAAUAACCUCGAAAGACUCAAAACUUUUUUAUCGGAAAUUAGAAGAAAAGAUCUUAAAGACCGACUGGAAACUUACGAGCAGAAAGUCAGAAACAUCAAUACAGCAAGGGCAAAUGCAAAUCUCACUUGUGUACCAAACUUUGUGGAGACAAAACAAUGUAAGGAGGUAGAAACGUCUAUGCAGGGGAACAAGCUCGUCAUCUUGAGGGGAAUAUCUGGGUCGGGGAAAACACAGUUGACUCUGAAGUGUGUGAAGCGAUAUGUAGAAAAAACAGGAUCGAACGUCUGGAAACUGACUUGUCAGGAUGAAAAUGAUUUGAUUCAGUCACUGAGCGAAAUAUUGGAAUUCUUCCAAAUGAAGUUUGAAUGCCAGACAGUCGAAAAAAACAAAUACAUUAUGGAAAUGGUUAGUGUUAUAAGCAACAAAGUCGCAUCUGAAGAAUGGCGGGCCCAAUCAUUCCUUUUCAUUUUUGACGACAUUUGCAAAGGAUGCUACACAGCAGUUGCGGGGAUAUUUUGUGAGAUGCGCGAAGCACCAAACGUUAAGAUAAUUGCUUCAACAGAGAGUUCCACAUUUUACCAACAAUUCAUAUUAGAAAAAAAUGAAGUCUUUGUGUCUGUAAUGGGUGUAUCAAAAGAUGAUGUUAUGAAUUUUUUUCUAAAUUCCGAGCAUUUCAAAGGAAAAGAUGAUGACCUAAAUCAUUUAGCUAAAUACUUGGGAUACCUACCAUAUGCUCUUGUGUUGGCAAGGUCAUUUAUGGAAUCUACCGGAAUGAAAGUAAAAGAGUAUUUAAAAAGGCUGAAUGAUCCAAAAUUUCUUCAAUCCAUGGAAAUUCCUUUAGACAUGCAGAGGUACAACAAAGGUCUAGUCGGGGCUCAGAUUUUGACACUAGAGAAGGUUGAAAAAAGCAUAUCUGAGCUUGGAAAGAGUUUAUUACAUUUAAUGCCUUUUUUAGAUUUCGAGAAUGUCCCUUAUACAUUAUUGCAGGAAUUAGCAAACGAUCUCGAUGACGGAUUAGAAAUCAGGAAAUUGAUACGCGAACUUAAAUCGUAUUCAAUUGGAAAGAUCACUACCUCAGAAGAAGAAACAAUUAUUUCACUUCACGCUGUAACAAAAAUGGUCAUCUUACAUCGCCUUUCGCAGGAAGAACGCGUGAGUAUCAUACAAAAAUUGCUAUGGUUUUUCAGUUGUCAUCUUAGAAUUGAUUGUAGACUAAGGUCAUCGCUGGCAUCCAAUCUCAUUCUGCAAAAUCAUGCUGAAUGCGUUAUUAUAGAAGCAGAGAGGAAUGCAUUUGAUCUGAAUAAGAAGGGCAUGCGUUUUUUGUUGUGCAUCAUACAGACAGCUAUAGGGGUUUGCUUACGCGUGUCUGGGUCACAACACUUGCUAGCAGAUGAAUACCUGACAAAAGCAAAAACACAAAUGUUUGGGUUGAUCGAAGAGUCCCCCGAAAAAUUCAAAUUAAGGCUGGAUGACAAAGAUACAAUGGAAACAACAACAAGGUCAACAGGGCCAGGAUUUAUUCUCAUGAAACUAAGACGCACGUUUUCCUCCAGCGAACGUACGGAAGACACGUCCUUUGAAAAAUCUGAACAAGAAAGUACCAACUUCUCAAAGGUGCAGCGACUUUAUACAAAACUGGAAGAUGCCACGAAAGAUUUGCCACUUCAGUUUAUAACUGAUUUUGUGUUGAAAUUGAACCGAAGUGAGAUGGAUAUGAAACAUUUGCAAACUGUUGCACGUAUGGGUAGUAUGGACACCAAUAAACUGUGCUUAACAAUAGCACUGUACGAAAAACUGAAGUCAGCGAAAGCAGCUAUGUCCAUCGAACAAAUCAGAGAUAUUUUUGCUGUGGAGCUGAUGAUUAUCAUUUUGUACAACAAUGGCCGACACUACUAUCAGUGGAAGCUGGGAGAAAAGUCAUCCGAUGAAUUCUGUUGUAAUGAAUUAUUGACCGCAGCCAUGCUCGGAAAACUCUUAAAGAGGAACUUUCCAGAUUUUGUGUCAGUGCAGUAUCUAAUCACCCACAGGAAUGGAAUGUUCUAUCAUGACGAAACUGGCAAAAGGUACACGCAGGACAAAGAACUGGUCCUCGCAAAAAAUGAUCUCGAAGAGACAAUAUGCCGUUUAGAGAGAAUGUCUGAUCCAAAACUUCAAUAUUUCGAAUUUGGUAUCUUGAAAGUGAGUGAACAUCAUCGGUUGCAUCAGGAGGGAAUGUGUUUAGAGCUAAUGCUACAAUGCUACAUACAACUUUAUUGCCUUUGCAACAACAAGGAAGAAGAAAGGGAACACCAAUAUACUAGAGCAAAAAUUUGUGCAGAAAAGCUGCAUACAUUAACGAGGGAAAUGCCGACUUGGAGGGCAGUGCCAGGAUUUCACGUACAGUUGGCAAGAUUCUAUAACCUGAAGCAGAACCAAACUCUUUUAGGAGAAGCUGUCAAACAUUUCAAGAUAGCAGACGAAUUGGAAACAGAAAAUAACGUGAAAGGACUGUCGCACUUUCAGCUGCAGGCACGGUUUGGGCUUGUGGAAUGUUACAAACUUCUCGGUGACCAUGACUCGCUGGCAGAAGCGCAAGGUAUUUGUCAAUGUCUCGUUACACGAUUGCAUGAAACUAAUUUAUACGGAAUUCAAGGAAAAGCACGGAAGUAUCUAGAAGAAAUUCAACAACUGAUGGAAUCUUCAGUUAGUGGUACUUAACUUGAAAAUGUAUUAGAAAGACCUGAUGAAGCUUCAAUGAUGCCUAUGUUAUACUUAUUAAAAACAAAAAAUGCUUCUGCUGAUCUUCAUGAAAUAAUCGAUCAACUAUUGCCCUUAUUUCGACUCUUCCAGUCUGCACAAAUAAAUAGAGGAAACGUCAUAAUGUAGUGAAGAUGUAAACCCUCAACAAAUAUUGGAGGAGGAACCGGACGAUCAAGAGGCAAAGUUUGUAAUCUUGAAGAAAAAAUCGAGGACUGCAUUAAGAAAGGAAAAUAACACAUUUUUUAUUGACCAGAAGGUAAUAGCAUUAAGAAGAUGACAUAAUUCAGACAAAUUACGAUUAUAUAAAGAUCACAUUACGUUUGCGUCAAUGCGUGAUCUCCAAUAAAGGUAUAGAGAAAAGCAACUGAACAAAUCAUCGCCGAAUGAAGCAUUAAAACUGUCUUUAAAACGAAAAGUUGAUGUCUAAAACAUAUACAAAUAUUUUCGGCGUGAAAUUGUUGUUAUCGUUUAGGUUGUGUGUUUGAUGAACGUAAGUAUUUAUAUAUAAUUAACAGUUUGUGAAACAUCACUGUAUCGUAAGUGUCAGUUGUAUAGUAAUUUUGAAUAGUAUCAUAAUGUUCAUUUUAUCAUGUUUACAGUUAUGUCGUAAAAGGUACGUAAGAUGUAUUAUAAAGAUCAGUGGGAACUAACUUACUGUGCCCCUCUGUUGGCCAUCUUAUUUUUGUUUUAUUACGAUGCUGAAUUUAUUGAUGACGUCUUGUCUUUAAGUAACGUGUAUGUCUAUCAGAAUAGGAACUCAAAGACAAUACAGACUCAUCUACAUUAGUCACUUGUCUCUAUCUUUUACAACAACGAAACCAACAUGGACAGAUGUCCAUACAGUGUAUGAUAAACGCGAUUACUUAAAAUUUUCCAGUUUCAUUUUCUAGGUGGCAUUUUUGUAACCCAAACCUAUGGUAUUUACUUAUAGGUUGGCGAAAAGUAUAGAGAAAUUUUACGUUCGUCAUGGUGAUGUCAUAUUCUAUUUGUGUGAUAUGAAGAUGGACGUGUUUGAUGCUCGUUAGUUUGUAUGUUGGUUCCGUUGUUCCAUACAUCGUUCUUUUUUUUGAGAACAUGACAUUACAUACAUGAAUUGAUCAAGGUUUACAUGGCGGGUGUCGUCGAUGAAGUCUCUGUGUAAGUCUUUCUUUUGUUCAUAUUUUCUUUAGUUUUAUUGAAAACGAUUUUGGAUUAUGAUUCUGUUGACAUUUUUUGUAUCGUAAAGAUAAGCUGUAUAGAUAUAUUCAGCCUAUGGUGAAGUUCAGUUGUGUGGUAAAGGUAAUUUGUACGGUGGUUGUCAUUUUUUACGUACUGCAUACUUGUAUCAUGAUGUACCGUGAUAUUGUAUCGCAUCUUUUGCUUUUAAUAUUUUCAUUGUACUUGACUGUUGUACUGCAAUGUUUUGUACUAAACUGUGAUAUAGAAAUUUGUACAAAAAACAAGAGUAGCUUUAACUACAAUAAAAGAGUGAGAUACAGUAGAGUCAAACAACGAAUUAAACUACAUCAUAUAAUUGUUUCGUCCUUAUAGGCCUCGUAGGUGAUUUUUAAGACUUAAAGUUUGAAGGCAUAUGUAUUGUAUCCUGCUUUUGUAUUCACAGUACAAUCGAAUUUUACAGUGCGUUUGUAUUAUACUUUUCUUUGUCGUGUAUUUCACAUUUGUCUAAUAUUGUAUUGUGCAUUUGUGUUGAGCUAUACCAGCCACUUGUCUGUACAUCAUGAAUUACAAUUUUAAUGAUAUUGAAAAAUCUUUUUAUUCAUCUUUACAUUUUCAUAUGACCUGUAAAUAAGUAGUGCAAAUUAAUCAAACGAUUUAUAUCUAUAGCUUAUCUGCAAUAAUGCCAGUACAGAAAAACAUCUCGAAUCUAUAUAAUAGUUCCACAAAUAUCAAAUAUGAAUACAAAAACACAUAUCAAAAUGAAAACAAAUCAGCGUGUUGAUUUUCUUAAUCUUGUAAAUCCGACUCGUUUCAUAUAACACGUUAGUCACUUAAUUGCUAGGUAUCCAGUAAUCAUACUAAGAAUGCAUGUGGAGAGAAGACAGGACGAGAUCGCUUGAUAAAAUACUUACAAAAAAUAAUUGUUGAGACAUACAGAAAAUAUCUCCUUGAGUAUGGACUUAUGUAUAUAUCAUGUAUUGUAAUUGAGCAUUGGUGAGGGCGAGAAAUAAUUAGCAAUGUUCGUAUGAAUUAUAUUUCUACGACAUGAAAUAUACAACACCUGUUAAGCAUUUUUUAUGAUAAAAAUUAAGAAAAUAAAAUUGUU
Molecule: messenger RNA, 5372 nt
Organism: Ylistrum balloti
Lineage: Eukaryota; Metazoa; Mollusca; Bivalvia; Pectinida; Pectinidae
Exons: 5
Coding region: 191-3067 (958 amino acids)
Biological process (GO): regulation of apoptotic process
Molecular function (GO): protein binding
Source: RefSeq, a predicted model, not a curated record